This is a messenger RNA of Arachis duranensis, 474 nucleotides long. RefSeq lists its product as uncharacterized. Lineage: Eukaryota; Viridiplantae; Streptophyta; Magnoliopsida; Fabales; Fabaceae. The coding region runs from base 1 to 474 and encodes 157 amino acids. The transcript is spliced from 2 exons. The record is from RefSeq and is a predicted model, not a curated record.
AUGAGAGGUAUAUGUCUAAUUGGUGAUAAGUCCUUAGUUGCAUUAUAUGAUGCUGGAGCUUCGUAUUCGUUUAUCUCGUUUACUAAAGUUAAGGAAUUAGGUUUGAAAGUGUCAGAGUUACCUUUUGUUCUGCAUGUACAUACUCCACAUCAGACAGUUAUGACUAGGUUAGGUUGUAGACAAAGUGGAGCAGUAGUAGCUGCGGGAUACUACCUGAACUCUGUAGUGGUGCGCUGCAUUGGGAAAGAGUGUCAGGGUUACAUCUUGUUAACUGCAAAUGCUUCGGGCGAUACCCAAGGCUUAGACCAGAUUUUGGUGGUUAGGGAUUUUCUAAAGGUGUUUCCGAAAGAUAUUCCUGAAUUUCCACCUCAAAGAGAGAUUGAGUUUGCGAUUAAAUUGGUGCCGGGAGCCGAACCAAUGUCGAUUGCACCGUAUAGGAUGGCUCCGAAGAAACUGGCCGAGUUAAAGGUUUAG